CUGCCCAGUUGUAUCUUGGCCAAUAGGCGGCUACCCCCUCACGUGACCCAGGACGUCACUGCGGGGAGCCGGGGACAGGCGCUACGGCAGCCGGGAAGCGGCGAUGUCGGGGGACGGAGAACGCUCCCCGUUGCUGCCCGCGGAGCUUGGCGAGCCGGGCACUCCCGGGGCGGGCGGGACCCUGGCCGGGCCUGGCGGGCUCGUGCCCUCCGCGCCGCUCCCGCCCUACGGGGGCCCCGCGGCAGGGAAGCCGGCCCCGCCCCAUGGCUUCCCACCGUUCCCGGAUGGGCAUCCGGCUGUGCUGCCCGGCGAGGACCCCCCACCCUACUCCCCCAUGGCCAGCCCCGACAGCGGCAGCGCCCCCAUGAUCACCUGCCGCGUCUGCCAGAGCCUCAUCAACGUGGAGGGCAAGAUGCACCAGCACGUGGUGAAGUGCAGCGUCUGCAACGAGGCUACGGUGAGCUGGGAGCCCCCGAUCAAGAAUGCUCCCCAGGGAAAGAAGUAUUGUGAGUGUCCCUGCAACUGCCUGCUGAUCUGAAUGACGUCCCAGCGCAUCGCCUGUCCCCGGCCCUACUGGCCGGUGCAUCCAGGGCCCCUGAGCCCCGAGCCACCGCCUGUGGGGUUGCGGGUCAUCUGUGGGCACUGCAAAUACUUUCUGUGGACAGAGUUCACAGACCGCACCUUAGCCCGCUGCCCGCACUGCCGCAAAGUCUCCUCCAUCGGGCGCAGGUACCCCUGGAAGAGAUGCAUCUGCUGCCUUCUCCUGGGUGUCCUAGUGGCUGUAGCUGCCACAGGCCUAGCGUUUGGCACAUGGAGGCACGCCCGGCGGUACAGUGGGAUCUACGCCUCCUGGGCGCUUAUCAUUCUCCUGGCCGUGCUGUGUCUGGGCCGGGCCAUGUACUGGGCCUGCAUGCGAGUCAGCCACCCCGUCCAGAACUUCUCCUGAGCCGCCCCUGCCGUGGGGAGCCCCGCCCAUCUCAGUCAGCUCCUGCCCAGCCCCCUGGUCCGCUCCCGUGCCUCUCGCCUUGGUCCUGCUCCCCUCCCAACCUGCCGGAGCCUGAGCAGGAGACCCCCACAGGACGGGACCAAUGAAGGCGGCUGCAGUGGUCUCAAGGACUAGGGGCCCACCAGCCCAAGAGGGCAGCUGAACUAUGGUAGCUCUGUCUGGACCAACCAGAGAGGGAGCUGGAUUACAGUGGCUUGGCUGGGACCCACCUAGCCAAGGGACGCUGGGUGACAGAGAUAGGACACCCCCUGCCCCCCCAAGGGAGACUGGAUGAUGGAGCUGGGACCCACCACCCCAGAGACCCCACACGCCCAAGGGACACUGGACGACUGAGCUGAGACCAACCAUGCCGGAGACCCCACACACCCAAGGGACACUGGACGAUGGAGUUGGGACCCACCACCCCCUCCCAAGGGACACUGGAGCUGGAACCUCCUCCUCCUCCUCCCCUCCCCACAACAUCCCCCGCACUCAAGGGACACUGGAUGAUGGAUCUGGGACUCACCACCCUGGAGACUCCACGCACCCAAGGGACACUGGACGAUGGAGCUGAGACCCACCGUGCCGGAGACCUCACACACCCAAGGGACACUGGACGAUGGAGCUGGGACCCAAUACCUCGGAGACUCCACGCACCCAAGGGACUCUGGACAAUGGAGCUGAGACCCACCAUGUCGGAGAUCCCACACACCCAAGGGACACUGGACGAUGGAGCUGGAAUCCAACACCCCGGAAACCCCACGCACCCAAGGGGCACUGGAUGACAGAGCUAGGACCCCCCACCCAAGGGAUACUGAACAAUGGAAAUGGGACUCACCACCCCCUCCCAAGGGACACUGGAGCUGGAACCUCCUCCUCCCCUCCUCACAACACCCCCCGCACCGAAGGGACCCUGGCUGACGGAGCGGCAACUCACUGCCCAGGAUGAGGUGGCCAGAAGGAAGCCCUGAUGGCUGCUUAGUCACUGGGGGUCCCACAUCCCUCCUG
Gopherus evgoodei (Goodes thornscrub tortoise) is the source of this 1993-nucleotide messenger RNA. It is a transcript of the gene PIP4P1, whose product is annotated as phosphatidylinositol-4,5-bisphosphate 4-phosphatase 1. The record is from RefSeq and is a predicted model, not a curated record. Gene Ontology annotation, biological process: phosphatidylinositol dephosphorylation. NCBI's taxonomy places the organism in Eukaryota, Metazoa, Chordata, Testudines, Testudinidae. Gene Ontology annotation, molecular function: phosphatidylinositol-4,5-bisphosphate 4-phosphatase activity. Gene Ontology annotation, cellular component: plasma membrane; lysosomal membrane; phagocytic vesicle membrane.